This is a messenger RNA of Eptesicus fuscus (big brown bat), 2900 nucleotides long. It is a transcript of the gene INCENP, whose product is annotated as inner centromere protein. Gene Ontology annotation, molecular function: protein serine/threonine kinase activator activity. Gene Ontology annotation, cellular component: midbody; kinetochore; chromosome passenger complex. The transcript is spliced from 18 exons. The coding region runs from base 137 to 2638 and encodes 833 amino acids. The record is from RefSeq and is a predicted model, not a curated record. NCBI's taxonomy places the organism in Eukaryota, Metazoa, Chordata, Mammalia, Chiroptera, Vespertilionidae. Gene Ontology annotation, biological process: metaphase chromosome alignment; meiotic spindle midzone assembly; mitotic cytokinesis.
ACGGCCCAUUGCUUCCCCGGAGCCGUGAGCCUCCGAGCUCGGGAGCGGAGGGUCUGGGCGGUCCGGGGCCUCGUCUAGGGAGGUCGCUGGCCUGGACUGAGCAGCACUUAGGAGACGCGGUUCAACCGAAGCCACCAUGGGGCCGACCGCCGCCGGGCCCGUGCGCCUGCUGGAGCUGUGUGACCAGAAGCUCAUGGAGUUUGUGUGCAACGUGGACAACAGGCACUUGGUGUGGCUCGAGGAGAUCGAGGAGGAGGCCAAGCGCAUGUUCACCAGAGAAUUCAGCAAAGAGCCUGAGCUGAUGCCCAAAACGCCUUCUCAGAAGAACCGACGGAGAAAGAAACGGAUUUCAUAUGUUCAGGAUGAGAACAGAGACCCCGUCCGGAAAAGGUUGUCCCGCAGGAAGUCUGCGAGCCGCGAGGACAAGGUGGAGCAGCUGGCCACGGGGGCCGGGGAGAACGGCGCCGUCAUGCGGCGGGUGACUCGGGCGGCGGCGGCGGCCGCGGCGGCGGCCAUCGUGGCUUCUGCUUCGCCCAGCCCCGGGUCUCCCACCCUGCUGACCAGGACGCCCAAGAUCGUGCCCAGGGUGGAGAUAGGCGCCAGCGAGCGCCACAGAGCGGAGCAGCACGCCAGCCAGCUCGUUUCCGCCCGGGCCCCGUCCCCAGCCCCGGCCCCGGCCUCCCACGUCGUCAUGCUCUCAGAUGAGGAAUCGACACCCCAGAAGUCAGAGGCCGGGAGACCGGAGUCGGUCGCCGUGAGCUCUCUGAUGGCUACACCCCAGGACCCCAAGGGCCGAGGGGUCAACGCGGGCCGGUCUGUCUCCAAGCUCAGGAUUGCACGGACCUCGCCAACCUCCCCGUGGCAGGAGCGGGUGCUGGCGCCCAUCCUGCCGGAUAACUUGUCCACCCCCAAGGAGGCCCGCGGGGACCGGCGGUCAGUGCGGCGCAGCCUGAUGGCCCCGUCCUCCCCGGGCCCCCAGAACCCUCUGGCCCAGAAGUUCUCCCUGGUGGACCAACCGAGGAGCGCCGUCCGCAGGUCCAACAGACUCGCCCAGAAUGCCGCCAAGGAGCCGGCCGCCUCUGCCCGCAUCAUCUGUCACAGUUACCUGGAGAGACUCCUAAAUGUUGAGGUGCCCCAGAAAGUCAGCCCCGAGGAGGAGCCCAGCAAGGAGGCUGAGCCUGUGGUGGAGGCUGAGCCGGAGGUCCCCAAGACUGUCACUAGCACGCCCGGCUCGCAGCCUGCGGCCGGUGGCCAGGACACGCCCUCCGGGGGGCACCGAGAGGCCAAGACCCCCCAGACAGCGGGCCCCGCAGAGCCGCCGCAGAGCGCCAGGAGGAAGCGCAGCUACAAGCAGGCUGUGAGUGAGCCGGACGAGGAGCAGCAGCUGGACGAGGAGGAGCUGCAGCCCCCGCAGAGCAAGACCCCUUCCCCGCCCUGUCCGGCCAGCAAGGCCGUGCGGCCGCUCCGGACCUUCCUGCACACCGUGCAGAGGAACCAGAUGCUCAUGACCCCGGCCUCCGCCUGCCGCAGCAGCGUCAUGAAAUCCUUCAUUAAGCGCAACACUCCCCUGCGCGUGGACCCGAAGGAGAAGGAGCGGCAGCGCCUGGAGCAGCUGCGGCGGAAGGAGGAGGCCGAGCAGCUCCGCAGGCAGAAGGUGGAGGAGGCCAAGCGGCAGCGGCUGGAGGAGGUGAAGCUGAAGCGGGAGGAGCGCCUGCGCAAGGUGCUGCAGGCCCGGGAGCGGGUGGAGCUGAUGAAGGAGGAGAAGAAGAAGCAGAUUGAGCAGAAGUUUGCUCAGCUGGAUGAGAAGACCGAGAAGGCCAAGGAGGAGCGGUUGGCGGAGGAGAAGGCCAAGAAGAAGGCGGCGGCCAAGAAGCUGGAGGAGAUGGAGGCUCGCAGGAAGCAGGAGGAGGAGGCGCGGAGGCUCAGGAGGCUGCAGCAGGAGGAGGAGGAAGAGCGGCGACACCAAGAGCUGCUGCAAAAGAAGAAGAAGGAGGAGGAGGAGGAGCAGGAGCGGCUGCGGAAGGCGGCCGAGGCCAAGAGGCUGGCGGAGCAGCGGGAGCAGGAGCGGCGGAGGGAGCAGGAGCGGCUCCAGGCCGAGAGGGAGCAGCAGGAGAGGGAGAAGGCCCUGCGGCUGCAGAGGGAGAGGCUGCAGAGGGAGCUGGAGGAGAAGAAGAAAAAGGAAGAGCAGCAGCGUCUGCAGGAGGAGCAGGAGAAGAAAGCCAGGGAGGCUGCCGCGGCCAGCAAGAGCCUGAACACGACCGUGGACGUGCAGUCUCCAGCUUGUACCUCCUAUCAAAUGACGCCACAGGGGCACAGGGCUCCCCCCAAGAUCAACCCGGAUAACUACGGGAUGGACCUGAACAGCGACGACUCCACCGACGACGAGUCGCAUCCCCGGAAGCCCAUCCCCUCCUGGGCCCGAGGCGCCCAGCUCAGCCAGGCCAUCCUCCACCAGUACUACCACCCGCCGAGCCUGCUGGAGCUCUUCGGCGCCAUCCGCCCGCUGGACCUGGAGGACAUCUUCAAGAAGAGCAAGCCGCGCUACCACAAGCGCACCAGCUCCGCCGUCUGGAACUCGCCGCCCCUGCAGGGCCCCAGGGUCCCCAGCGGCCUGGCCUGCAGCCUGAAGAAGUUCUGAGCAGGCCGCUCGUCUGUCUGUCUGUCAUCUCUCCGUCCUCCUGUGCCCUCCUGCCUGUGUUCUGUCCCCGAGGGUGGUUCUGUAUGUUCUGUGAAUGUUCUGGUGGCCCCGGCGGUGUGGAGGCUGCACGCGGCGUGAGUUUGCGGGAGUCCCGGCCCGGCCCGGCCCGGCCCCCGUGGCCCGCAGGCAGCACUCUGUAACUAGGCUGCAGUAUUUAGCCCGGACGCUUUAACAGGGAGAUUAAUAAAGUUCGUUCCUUUAA